This is a messenger RNA of Nerophis ophidion (straightnose pipefish), 2635 nucleotides long. Its product is annotated as ubiquitin-conjugating enzyme E2 R1-like. The record is from RefSeq and is a predicted model, not a curated record. The transcript is spliced from 5 exons. Gene Ontology annotation, molecular function: ubiquitin conjugating enzyme activity. Lineage: Eukaryota; Metazoa; Chordata; Actinopteri; Syngnathiformes; Syngnathidae. Gene Ontology annotation, biological process: protein polyubiquitination; ubiquitin-dependent protein catabolic process. Bases 254 to 970 code for a protein of 238 amino acids.
GGCCCUGGCGGAAGCGAGAGCCAGGUGUGAGUUUGUAAAUUGAGUGGAGCUCACCGGGGCUGGGUUGACAAUAACACAGGAAGAAGCAACGGCAAGCUUUUGCUCAAAAAAGGCUGAGUAGCGCUCUUAAUUAAUGACUUUUUAAGGCCGCCCGCCAAAAAAAAAAGUGUCCUUAAAAGAUUCUUGUCCCCCGGAGUAACCUUUUCUACCUUUUUGAUUUAGUUGUUGUUUGUGUGUGUGUGGCUGUUGGAACAUGGCUCAGCAUGGACAUCAUGGAGCCAGUUCUCAAAAGGCGCUCAUGCUGGAGAUGAAAAGUCUACAGGACGAGCCGGUGGAAGGAUUUAAGAUCACUUUGGUCAACGAGUCGGACAUGUACAACUGGGAGGUGGCCAUCUUCGGACCCCCCAACACUCACUACGAGGGGGGCUACUUUAAGGCUCUGCUCAAGUUCCCAGUGGACUACCCCUACUCUCCACCUGCCUUCCGCUUCCUCACCAAAAUGUGGCAUCCUAACAUUUACGAGAAUGGAGACGUGUGCAUCUCAAUCCUGCACCCGCCAGUGGAUGACCCCCAGAGUGGUGAACUGCCAUCGGAGAGGUGGAACCCAACACAGAACGUGAGGACCAUCCUACUCAGCGUGAUCUCUCUGCUCAAUGAGCCCAACACCUUCUCCCCCGCCAACGUGGACGCCUCUGUCAUGUACCGCAGGUGGCGGGAAAGCAAGGGCAGGGACCGGGAGUACAUCGACAUCAUCAGGAAGCAGGUGCUGGCCACCAAAGGCGACGCAGAGCGCGAUGGCGUGAAGGUGCCCGUCACGCUGGACGAGUACUGCGUCCGCACGCAGGUGCCGCCCACGGACGACGGCUCCAACUUGCUGUACGACGACUACUACGACGACGAAGACAUGGAGGACGAGGAGAACGAGAACGAGGACUGUUGCUACGACGACUCUGGCACCGAGGACUCCUGACCUCCACGCCUUAUUCCUCUGGAACCUUGGCCUCUCCUCUUCCUCUUCCUCCUCCUCCUCCUGUGUCCUGUGUGUCACUUUCCCACACACUGACUUCUCAGAUACAAAGUGGGAUGAAGAUGAGCUGAUUGUGUGUGUGUGUGUGCGUGGAUGUGUGUGUGUGUCUUGGAAGCCCUGCCAUGUUUCUUUCACCUCUGACCUUUUUAAAGCCCACUUGAGCCGUUCACUCCCUUGUGCCUUCCCUCCAUGGCCUUCCUCCCCCAACUUGUUUGACUAUUUCUUUAGUGGACACCCAGGGACGUUCCCUCACAAGGUGGACCAGACCACGUGAGCGCCAUCCACCUGCUGGAACUUUUUGGUCGUUGUAGCCAACAGACGCCGUUCGUGGCUUGGAGAUCAAACGGAGUCGGAGCGCAUACGAGGAAUCCUGCGACAGUCCCCCUCCCCCUCGUUUUCCUGAGUCCGACUGAAAGCUAGAAAGCAGUAUUUGUACAGGUGCGUGGUGUCAGGAGGUCAGGGGUCAACAUGGACACACUGUCCAUUCCGGUUUGGAAUCUUCUCUAAUGCAAAAAACAAAAGUCCUACGUUUUUACUUGCUUGUUUGUUAAAAGGGCUGAGAGGUUUUUCCCGUGCAGUCUUUGUCUUUCCACGUGUGGAGUGAUGAGAGCACACACAUGACGCCAUCGUGUGACCCCAGUGGGUUUACGUCUGAGGAGAGCACACACGUGACGCCAUCGUGUGACCCCAGUGGGUUUACAUCUGAGGAGAGCACACAUGUGACACCAUCAUGUGACCCCAGUGGGUUUACAUCUGAGGAAAGCACACAUUUGACGCCAUCGUGUGACCCCAGUGGGUUUACAUCUGAGGAGAGCACACACGUGACACCAUCAUGUGACCCCAGUGGGUUCACAUCUGAGGAGAGCACACGUGACGCCAUCGUGUGACCCCAGUGGGUUUACAUCUGAGGAGAGCACACACGUGACGCCAUCAUGUGACCCCAGUGGGUUUACAUCUGAGGAGAGCACACACGUGACACCAUCAUGUGACCCCAGUGGGUUUACAUCUGAGGAGAGCACACGUGACGCCAUCGUGUGACCCCAGUGGGUUUACAUCUGAGGAGAGCACACACGUGACCCCAGUGGGUUUACAUCUGAGGAGAGCACACACGUGACGCCAUCGUGUGACCCCAGUGGGUUUACAUCUGAGGAGAGCACACACGUGACCCCAGUGGGUUUACAUCUGAGGAGAGCACACACGUGACGCCAUCGUGUGACCCCAGUGGGUUUACAUCUGAGGAGAGCACACACGUGACGCCAUCGUGUGACCCCAGUGGGUUUACAUCUGAGGAGAGCACACACGUGACCCCAGUGGGUUUACAUCUGAGGAGAGCACACACGUGACGCCAUCGUGUGACCCCAGUGGGUUUACAUCUGAGCAGAGCACACACGUGAUGCCGUCAUGUGACCCCAGUGGAUUUACAUCCGAGGAGAGCACACACGUGACGCCAUCGUGUGACCACAGUGGGUUUACAUCUGCAUACUGAAGCAACACCUCAGGAAAACACCUUUUUGACUCCAUGGACUGUUUACAACCUACCUUCACAUGCACACCUGGAUGCUUUUGUUUUCUAUUUAAAAUAAAGAUCUUUAUUAGAUUUUUUAAAAA